This is a messenger RNA of Limanda limanda (common dab), 5923 nucleotides long. RefSeq names its product phosphatidylinositol 4-kinase beta-like. Bases 242 to 3310 code for a protein of 1022 amino acids. Gene Ontology annotation, molecular function: 1-phosphatidylinositol 4-kinase activity. Gene Ontology annotation, cellular component: membrane; cytoplasm. Lineage: Eukaryota; Metazoa; Chordata; Actinopteri; Pleuronectiformes; Pleuronectidae. The record is from RefSeq and is a predicted model, not a curated record. The transcript has 15 exons. Gene Ontology annotation, biological process: phosphatidylinositol-mediated signaling; phosphatidylinositol phosphate biosynthetic process.
UCGAGCCUAGUCGGACCAGAUGGAGCCUGUGGCCCCGAGUUAGACCCGAGUUAGACCCGGAUUAGAUCUAGAUUUGACCCGGACUAACGCUGGAUCAGAGAGCCGGAGUCCCGGGAGUGAAAGCGGAUCGCAGCGGAGUGUGGGAGCGAGUCCCCGGGUGAGGACGCGUCUGUUCCCGGGGAAGAGUUGGUCUCGGUUCGGUCGGUUGUGACCCGGAUGUGUCGGAGUGCGCUCUUCCAAAAUGGCCGACGCUGACGUCUCUUUGUCCCCUGCUCUGCGCCAGCUCCACCCCUCACACUCAGCCCCGCCCCCUCCUCCAGCCUCCUCCUCCCCCACCACCUUCUCGUGCCCCUCCUCCCCCUCCAGUGCCUCCUCUUCCUUUUCUUCCUCCUCUUCCACCUCCUGCUCUGAGAGUUCGUCUGAUUGCCCCAACCACCACCACCACCACCAUCAUCACCAUCAGCUCCGCCCUCAGCUGCAGCUGCCCCCGCCCCCUCACAGCGAGCAGCCCUCCUCCCCCAGCGCCAGCCCCCGUAGCUCCUCCCCCAGCGGCAGCAUCGGCAGCACCGGCAGCCUCGGCAGCAGCAGCAGCGCCAGCGAGGGCGUCGGCAGCAGCAGCGUGUCGAGCGGCGGCGAGCUGCGAGCGCCCAGUCCGCCGCUGGACGUCAUCUCCGAGGACGCCAUGGAGAUGGACCUCGAAGGUAACCAAGUGAUCGACCCUGAAGUCGCUCUGAAAGCUUGUCAGGAAGUUCUUCUCAAAGUCCAGCUGCAGAACAGAGACGUGCCGGAGCAGCAGCAACAACAACAACAACAGCAACAACAACAACAACAACAGCAACAACAACAGCAACAACAGCAACAGCAACAACAGCAACAACAACAACAACAACAGCAGCAGAACAGAGACCAACAACAACAACAACAGCAGAACAGAGACGUGCCGGAGCAGCAACAACAACAACAACAACAACAACAACAACAACAACAACAACAACAGCAGCACAGCGCUCCUCAGUACUUGAGUCUCGACACCAGCUCCAUCAAAGAGGAAGACGAGGAAGAGGAGAAACCAGGUGGAAGGUCCCAACAAGACCCGCCUCCUUCAGCCAGACUGCAUUCCUCUCCGCUGCCACCGGGGGCGUCACCAGCAUCCAAACAGUCGUGGCUGCUGCGCCUGUUUGAGUCCAAGCUGUUUGACGUUUCCAUGGCGAUCUCCUACUUGUACAAGUCCAAGGAGCCGGGGGUGCAGGCCUACAUCGGGAACCGGCUCUUCAGCUUCCCCGAGGCCGAGGUGGACGUGUACCUGCCGCAGCUGCUCAACAUGUACGUGCACAUGGACGCCGAGGUGGGCGACGCCAUCACGCCAUACCUGAUCCAUCGCUGCAGAGGAAGCAUCACCUUCUCGCUGCUGUCGGCGUGGCAACUCGGCGCCUACUCCUCCGACAUGCACAUCUCCACCCAGCGCCACUCCAGAGGCGCCAAGCUCCGGAAGCUCAUCCUGUCCGAUGAACUCAAGCCCGCCCCCCCCCGACCAGCGCCUGUGUCUGGAAGCCCGGUGUCGUCGCCGUCCCACCGCCGCUGUCACCGCCGGCACAACAGCAGCAGCGUGGAGGCCUCCGCUGCCGCCUCGCCAAACACCCCCCCCACAUCAGGGGAGUCCGAGGCCUGUGUUUCUCCUUCCAGAAGAACCCACCAGAGAUCCAAGUCGGACGCCUCCACGGCGAGCAGCGGGCCCGGCGCUGGCCUCCGACGGACAGGAAGUAACCCGAAGGUGGAGUCGGUUCACGAGGAGCCCGAGCGUCUCCGUCCCCAGCGGGAGUUCGUCCGCUCGCUGCUCGGCAUCGGGAAGCGUUUGGUGACGUUGACGACCAAAGAGCAGAAGACUCAGCGGCUGAUCUCCGAGCUGUCGCUGCUCAACCACAAGCUGCCGGCUCGCGUGUGGCUGCCGACCGCCGAGCGCCAGCACCACGUGGUCCGGAUCCCGCACACGCAGGCCGUGGUGCUGAACUCCAAAGACAAGGCGCCGUACCUCAUCUACGUGGAGGUGCUGGACUGCGAGAGCUUCGAGACGUCUCUGGUUCCCGUUCGGAUUCCGGAGACCAGGAUCCGCUCGGCGCGCUCCGCGGAGGAGCUGGACUGUGGCGGCGUCCCGGCGAGCGGCGCUAGCGGGAUGACCUCGGAGCACAGGGCGGCGAGUUUCUCCACCGUCCCGAACUACGACAACGACGAGGACGCGUGGGCCACCGACGACAUCGGACAGCUGCAGGUGGAGGCCGAGGCUCAGACCAGCAGCAGCGACAACAUCAGUCAGUUUUCAGUCGACAGCAUCACAAGUCUCGAGAACAAAGAACCAGUGUUCAUCGCUGCUGGAGACAUUAGGCGCCGGCUGACAGAGAACCUGGCUCACACGCCCACCACGUUCCGUCGAGACCCCGAGGAUCCGUCCGCCGUCGCCCUGAAGGAACCGUGGGAGGAGAAGGUCAGGCGAAUCAGAGAAGCUUCUCCGUACGGUCACAUGACCAACUGGAGGUUACUGUCGGUCAUCGUGAAGUGUGGCGACGACCUGAGGCAGGAGCUGCUGGCCUAUCAGGUGCUCCGACAGCUGCAGUCGAUCUGGCAGCAGGAGCGAGUUCCUCUGUGGAUCAAACCCUAUAAGAUCCUGGUGAUGUCAUCGGACAGCGGGAUGAUCGAACCCGUGCUCAACGCCGUCUCCAUGCACCAGGUGCGUAAACAGAGUCAGCUGUCGCUGCUCGACUACUUCCUGCAGGAACACGGCAGCUUCACCACCGAGAACUUCCUGUCGGCGCAGAGGAACUUCGUCCAGAGCUGCGCGGGAUACAGUCUGAUCUGCUACCUGCUGCAGGUCAAAGACAGACAUAACGGGAACAUCCUGCUGGACUCUGAAGGUCACAUCAUCCACAUCGACUUCGGGUUCAUCCUCUCCAGUUCUCCUCGGAACCUCGGCUUCGAGACGUCGGCCUUCAAGCUCACGUCAGAGUUCGUGGACGUGAUGGGCGGCUUGGACGGAGACAUGUUCACCUACUACAGGAUGUUGAUGCUCCAGGGGCUGGUCGCUGCCAGGAAGCACAUGGAGAAGGUUCUGCAGAUCGUGGAGAUCAUGCAACAAGGUUCUCAUCUCCCGUGCUUCCACGGCUCCAGCACCAUCCGCGGCCUGAAGGAGCGCUUCCACAUGUCUCUGACGGAGGAGCAGCUGCAGCUGCUGGUGGAGCAGCUGGUGGACGGCUCCAUGCGCUCCAUCACCACCAAGCUCUACGACUCCUUCCAGUACGUCACCAACGGCAUCAUGUGACCGGGGGGGCUGUGACAUCAUCAAACCUCUUCUGACUGAUGGAACCUGUUCAGAGUCUGAGACAGAACCUGGACCUGAGGGACGUUCAGAGACCAGAUGGUCCUGAGGGACGUUCAGAGACCAGACGGAUCUUCACGUUCUCCGGACGAACGGUUUCUGCCUCGUGGUUUUUCUGCCUGAGACGAAUUAAUUUAAAAACUGGUUUUCGAUUUCAUUGCCUCUGACGUGAAGAGGGGGGGGGGUUCCUCUCCGUGGGUUUGAAGGAAACUGCUGGUGAAUUAUCAUCUGAUCAUCGAUAAAAUCAUUGGUCACGUAUCCAGAUCAACAGUUUCACAGAUUUUUAUUUCUGGCAGCUGAUUGGAUUUUAUUUUUAUUUGUUUAACUUUUUUUUUUCCUGCUGAAUCUGCAAAAGAUUCAUGACCAAAGAACUUUUCUUCAGAUUCGUGGGAAACGUUUUUACGAGAAUAGUUUUCAUUCGUCUCAGAGUUUUUUCUCCUGGUUGAUUUUGGAUCCUAAUAUUUCAUAGUUAAAUACUUGGAAAGUGAAAGUGGAUCUGAAUCCAGCUGACGAGGCUCAACACGAGCUUCAGUUUCCUCCGAUCACUUUUCUGAAUGAAACACAAACUGGUUUGAAAUAAGUCUGAGACCAGAUCGCAUCAUUUUCAUUUAGACUCUGUUCUGGAAUCAGAUCAGCUCAUUGGAUCCCGAGGGCUAAAUAUCAUUUGUUCAUUGACAGUAAAGUCCAAUAUUUGAUCAAAAGAUCAUUAACGUGCUCACAUCAAUUUUUGGUAAGAGAAAAAUAUUUUUGUCUGAAGUAAAAUCAAAAUACUAAUUAAAUAAGAUUCGUUGAUUCAGUGUCACUGCUGCCGUCAGAUAUUUUAAGAAACUGAUGACGAGGUCAAAUUGAUCGUCAAAUUGUGUUUUAGUCAAAGGUCAGAGUUGAAUUUCACAAAAGAAAGUUUUAAACAACAUUAAUGACACUUAAGAGUUGAAUCAAUUCUACAGUUUCAUAUGAAUUAUCUUUUUAUUUUCUUGCAUAGUUUCACAUUCAGUUUGAAGCAGAACAGAAACAAGCAGUUGAACUCUUUGCUUCUGUGUUUGACAGAAAAUCUAUUUUUUCUUUGCAAUGAUCAAUAACGAUCAGUUUCCUGAAUAUGUGAAUGUUUUUUCAAUUGUUUAUUUGAACAUAUGUUAACGUCAGCACCGACGGAUUCUCAGUAUUGAAGUCAAAUCUUGAUCUGAUGUUGUAACUGAACCUGGUUUCACUUUGUGUCGGCUUCUUUCAGUCGAUCUCGCCUUUGUGUUAACGAAACGCUUGAAAGUACGAUGAUGUUUUUCUUACGAAUCUCACUCUUUACACUAAAAUACUAAUUUUAUAGAAUUUAAGUUGAUUUUAGUCACUCCUCUUGUGCCACACAAUAAUAACUGCGUUGUGAUUGUGAUGAAGGUAAAAGUAGGUUAGAGCUAAAGGUGAAGUUCGGGUUAACAAACAGAACAUGACAUCAGCGUAUUAAAUCAAAAUACACAUAACAUUGUUAGCUCUUAGCAUUGAAGCUAAGUCAUAACCAUGCUAAUGACCAAAAAGCUGCAGCAGUCAUAUUAUUAUCACAGAAAUCGAGCUAAAACUUAAUUAUUUUAAGUUUUUCUAAAAUAAUUCUUGUUUAUAAAAUGGAUAUUAUGGAGGAAACAUAUUCUGAAAAGGAAUUGUGAUUAAAUUAAUUUGUCAUUGACUGCAACAAAGUGAACAAAUACAAUUCAAAUCUAUUAACUGUUAGCAAGCUCAGAAGUAGUAAAGUACACUAUCAGUGAGUAGCUAGGCAAGUUAGCUAGCUAACACUUAAUGUUUACACUUUUCAGUUACUUCAGUUUUGAAUCAAAUUUUAUUUUUGUAUUCUUGUCUUUAACUGCGACGGAAAUAAUCAGUUUGCAAUAAAAUGGUUAACUUCCAUUUUAUUUGUAUUGCGCCAUAUCAUAAUUUACAUUAUUAUCUCAACCUGAUGAAAAGUGACAUUAUUUGAAUUAAUCGUAAAGACACUAUAACAACUUUACACUGGAAUAAAGCCUCCGUCAGUUGUUGCAAAGGUUUUUUGUUUUGACCACUAUUGAAGGAGAGGCACAUGUUAGCUUCCGCUAAGUGUUAGCCUGCUACUUAAUUACACACAAAGAUGCAGCUGUGACUAAAGUUGACCUGAUACGCAACUUAAAUAUCAACUUUUCUUCUUCCUUUCCCGUGUGAAUAUGUACGUAUGUAAAUGAAGUGAAGCCUUUAGACUCUGAUGGAUGCACGAGGAGGACGAAGGUGAUGAAGAGUCCGACCUGAGACGUGAGACACGUCAGGGACGAGACAAACAUUCAUGAGACAUAAGAGAUAUGAUCAGAUCAAAGCAAAAAGCCUUUGAUGUGAAGUCAGACGAUCUCAAACAGGUGUUGUUCUGAUUGGAGCAUGAAACUCGUCCCUGAGACUCAAACCUUUCACUUCCUGUUUCCUUCCAUCAGCAGCUCUGAACCUUUCUAACUCUGAAUCGUUGGAUCCUCAAUGUAAAGUUUUGUUUGUUUGUUAUUCAUUUCAAAUGUUAAACACUAAAUCCAUUAAAACAAACUUUCAUUUUCUGAA